Lipotes vexillifer (Yangtze River dolphin) is the source of this 1323-nucleotide messenger RNA. RefSeq names its product transcobalamin 2 (gene TCN2). Gene Ontology annotation, molecular function: cobalamin binding. The record is from RefSeq and is a predicted model, not a curated record. Bases 1 to 1323 code for a protein of 440 amino acids. The transcript is spliced from 9 exons. Gene Ontology annotation, biological process: cobalamin transport. NCBI's taxonomy places the organism in Eukaryota, Metazoa, Chordata, Mammalia, Artiodactyla, Lipotidae.
AUGGGGUGCCUUGGGGCCCUCCUCUUCCUGCUUGGGGGCCUGGGAGCUCUCGCCCAGAUCUGCGAAAUAACAGAGGUGGACAGCACGCUGGUGGAGAGGCUGGGCCAGCGCCUCUUGCCUUGGAUGGACCGGCUCUCCCCGGAGCAGCUGAACCCCAGUAUCUACGUGGGCCUGCGCCUCUCCAGCCUGCAGGCUGGGGCCAAGGAGGCCCAAUACCUGCAUAGCCUCAAGCUCAGCUACCAGCAGAGCCUCCUGAGUGUUGUUAACUGGUGUUGUCCUGUGUCUGCCUCCAGCAAUGACAACAGUGACUCUGAGGCCAGGCCCUCCAUGGGCCAGCUGGCCCUCUACCUGCUCGCUCUCCGGGCUAACUGUGAGUUUGUUGAAGGCCGCAAGGGGGACAGGCUGGUCUCACAGCUGAAGCGAUUCCUGGAGGACGAGAAGGGGGCCAUUGGGCAUAAUCACCAGGGCCACCCUCACACCAGCUACUACCAGUAUGGCCUGGGCAUCCUGGCCCUGUGUGUCCACCAGAAGCGGGUCCAUGACAGCGUGGUGGGCAAGCUCCUGUAUGCUGUGGAACACGAACAGCAUCUCCAGCAGGGCCACUUCCCUGUGGACACACUGGCCAUGGCGGGCUUGGCCUUCUCCUGUCUGGAGCUAUCCAACCUCAACCCCAAUCAGAGAAACCGGAGCACUGUGGCCCUCAGGAGAGUGCAAGAGAAGAUCCUGAAGGCCCAGACCCCAGAGGGCCACUUUGGGAAUGUCUAUAGCACCCCUCUGGCACUGCAGUUGCUGAUGGCCUCCCUUAGGCCCACGGUGGAGCUGGGCACAGCAUGCCUCAAGGCCAAGGCUGCUCUGUUGGCCAGCCUACAGCACAAGGCCUUCCGGAACCCUCUCAUGAUUUCUCAGCUGCUGCCCAUCCUGAACCAGAAGAGCUAUGUGGAUCUCAUCUCUCCAGACUGUGAGGCACCAAGAGUCCUGUUGGAACCAGCUACGGAGACCCCUUCACAGACCCAAGUCCCAGAGUUCAUCCAUGUCACGCUGAAGGUCUCCAGCAUCUUUCCUUCAUACAGACACUCCGUCUCUGUCCCUGUCAGCUCCUCUUUGGAAGAUGUCCUGAAGAAGGCCCAGGAGCACAGCAGAUUCAGGUAUGGAACACAGCCCUCCUUGUCAGGCCCCUACCUGACCUCUGUGAUGGGGAAGAAAGCUGGGGAACGUGAGUUCUGGCAACUCCUCCGAGCCCCCGACACCCCCCUGCUGCAAGGUAUUGCUGACUACAGACCCAGGGAUGGAGAAACCAUUGAGCUGAGGCUGGUUGGCUGGUAG